Messenger RNA from Manacus vitellinus (golden-collared manakin), 2027 nucleotides. It is a transcript of the gene PEX26, whose product is annotated as peroxisomal biogenesis factor 26. Lineage: Eukaryota; Metazoa; Chordata; Aves; Passeriformes; Pipridae. Gene Ontology annotation, molecular function: protein-containing complex binding; ATPase binding. The coding region runs from base 1 to 885 and encodes 294 amino acids. The transcript has 5 exons. Gene Ontology annotation, biological process: protein import into peroxisome membrane; protein import into peroxisome matrix. The record is from RefSeq and is a predicted model, not a curated record. Gene Ontology annotation, cellular component: peroxisomal membrane; peroxisome.
AUGCGGGGCGAGCCGCCCGCCUGGAGCCCCGCGCCGGCACAGGCACAGGCGGCCGCGCUGCUGGAGGAGGCAGCGGAUCUGCUGGUGCUGCACCGGGACUUCGCCGCCGCCGUGGAGAGGUGUGAGGCGGGCUGCGAGAGCCUGGGAGCCGGCCCCGGGCCCGGGCACGGCCCCGAGAGUUCUGCAGAAGUGAAAUGCUCCCUUUGUGUUGUGGGGAUUCAGGCACUGGCUGAGAUGAACCGGUGGAGGGAAGUUCUGUCUUGGGUCCUACAGUAUUACCAUGUCCCUGAACAUCUGCCUCCAAAAGUUCUGGAGCUGUGUAUCCUGUUGUACAGCAAAGUGGGAGAGCCCCAGGUGAUGCUGGAGGUUGGCAGCAGCUGGCUGAGAGACCAAACCAACAAGAGCCUCUCCGAGUACAGUUCCCUGCUGGAGCUCUAUCUGCUGCAAGUGCUGCUGCCGCUCGGCCGGUUUGAGGGCGCAGAAGAGCUUGUCCGUGGUUGUGACGUGCUGGACAGCGAGCAGCAGCUGGCAUUCCUUGGCACCAUUGGCGAGAGCCGGUGUCAGUGGACUCAGCAGGAAGAGAUGCGCUCGGUGGCUGAAGAGCAGCACGACGCAGCCACAGAAAGUGUUUUGGGAGCUCUGUCUCAAAAGCUCUUGACCAUGUUAACAUUGCUACGUAGAGCACUGAGGUCCAUGUCAAGCCACUUCUAUUUACUUCCUUACAAGAAGAUGCUCUUGGCUACUUUUCUGCUGUACCUGGUGGUGGUGAGGUUAGACCCAGCUUCUCCCACAUCACUGCCGUUCAUUUAUAAACUGGUCCAGCUCUUCCGACAGGCUUGGGCAGCUGUACUUUCUCCAAUCCAUAGGCCUCCAAUUCGAGACUAAGUGUCUUCCAUCACUAGAAGUGUCAGCUUGUCUUGAGGAUGUUACCAGGCUCUUCGAGAACUGCUGAAAUCUGAGAUGACCAACUGUGGACUCCUGGGUGGUGAUACCUUAAUUUCUUCAGACAGGGAAUUUGAAACCACAAAUAUUCCUGGCAUUUUUCUUGGCCCUGUCCAACCCAGGGUAAAGCCACUUCUUCCAUUAUCUACAGCUGAAUAAGAAUCCUCCUUUUCAAACCCUUUGUUUUGGAUGUAGCUUGAGGUUUGUGUAGCCAGUUAUGAACUAUGGAAGAAGGUUUCAUCCUUGUGAAUGCUGAGCAGUUCUCUGAACAAGUGAAAUAAUCUUCCUGGAGGCAUGACUGUAAAAGGCAAUGGAGUACCAGUGAUUAGGGGAAUAUUCUGUUUUGCCUGAAGACAUUUGAAAAGCCCAGUUCCUGCAACAUGGGAUUUAGGACAAGCAUGUGAAAGAAAAACACUGGAGAAAGUCGAGCCUAUUGCAUUUUGAAGGCCAUGUUUUCUCUUGUGACUGAUGCCUCUUUACAUAGGCACACUGGAUUUUAGUCAUAUUUAAGCCAGAAAGCCAUGGUGGUGGGACACAAAGACUGUUAGCAUGUGCUGGUAUCUACUCUUCUUAAAUGCAAAUUACAGCACUUUGUGCUUGCCUGAUGCAUAGUCAUUCUUAGAAGCACGUGGUGGUGGUAAGGAAAUAGAUUUAUUUUUUUAAACUAUAUUCUGUGUUAUUGUCUUGUUGAACAACUGAAGUUGUUGCAUUGUUUUACUCUUUCCCUACCUCUUGCUUUGUUUAUGUAGACAUACAGAAAAUCUCUGUAUGUCUAGAAUUGCCCCCCCAGUAUCCAAAGUUAGGUGGGAGCCAUUUAACAAUGCUCUGUCACUCAGAACAAAAGUUUAUUUUUAUAGAAAGAGGUACUUCUCUGAGAUCCCAAGAUCUUCCCUAGAUCAGUGGCAAGAAAAUCAGUCCACCUGCAGAUCUGUCACCAGACCAACUCCAUUUCUGACCACUUGGGGCAGACAUUGGAGGUUUGGGGUAGAACUAUUUUCUCCUCCAUCCAUCCAUCAUGGAUUGACAAAAGGUAAAUUCCAAGGAGAGAGCACUGACCUAAUAAAAUAUUGCUUUCAGCCAAUGUA